Molecule: messenger RNA, 1640 nt
Organism: Folsomia candida
Lineage: Eukaryota; Metazoa; Arthropoda; Collembola; Entomobryomorpha; Isotomidae
Exons: 4
Coding region: 104-841 (245 amino acids)
Source: RefSeq, a predicted model, not a curated record
CCAUUCGGAGCAAUUUUCAAGAUUUGUGAUCAGUCUCGAGUUGGUGGUAGCACUGCACUCUGCUUCAAGGCCACCCCGGCGAAGAAAAUAGUAUUUUGUGAAAAUGGGUAGGCUAAAAAUUGACUUGGCACUCGCCCUCUUUGCCAUCAUUUUCGUCAACUGUGUCGUCCAAUCCGAGUACUACAUUGAGCAGCCCACCCACAUUUACGUGGUUGGGGGGCCAGAUUCGGACGAUGCGGUAUCUGUAGAAGAAGACGAGGUGGUGGCGGUCUCGCCACAAAACGCACAAUUUCAGUCGAGGAGAGGAGUUGCCUCCAGCGAUGAGGACGAGUCAGAAAGUGAGGACAACGAGAGCGUGGAGGAGAAACAUCAACGAACCAAAGGACGCCCAAGACCCAUCAAGCUCCCCUCAAAUUUUGACGAGAUUGUGCGCCGAAAGUUGCAGCUGGCUAAGCGACAACGACGCCCCCUUCAUGGCGAUCCGUCCCCAAUUAUGCGUCACGACGAGGACGAUGAGGAGCGCAAGCCGCCCGCAUCUCGACUCUUGUGGCCUUUCUCGAUCGAAAUAUCCAAGGGCAAGGACGGCUGGGGGCCAGGUCAUUACGGAUCGUACGACAAAGGACCUCACCACGGGCAUGGUGAGCCCCACCCGAUCAACUUUGGUGCGCACGACGACGACGAAUAUGAUCCCGAUGACGACCCCGAAGUACAAAAGUUGCGCUUGGAAAUGUACAAGAUGGUCACACGAGCCAAGAAGUGGAAGAAGAUUCUCAAGUACAACCUGGCUGAAGUCGGGGCACAAAUAUUCACAAAGGGAAUCGAGUUUCUGGAAUUUAUCUGAUAUCUGCGAAAAGUGAAUGGUGUCGUCGUCGUCGCGUCAGUGUCAGUGAUGGUCAACUGUCAGUGUUAUUAGGUUUUGUUGUUAUUUAUACUACACUUUCGUAAUAUUUUAAUGCUUUCCAUUUUAUUUUCUGGAGCAAAUGUAAAUUAACUAUGUAAAAAAUAUGUAAUAUUUAUCGAGGGAUUGAGCCACGCACACUAAUAAUAGCGAGCAAUAAACAACGCCACCACUGCAAAGCCACCUUGUGUACAUAUUUAGACACGCGCACAUAAAUACGUACUUAACGUAGCCCUAGUUUUGAGUUUUUGCUCUUUCCUCCGCGGGACAUUUUCUAAAAUCUUGAUAAUGAAGUUGGGACAUGUUUCUAGCAAAGCUGGUCACGGAAGUCACCAGCGCCAAGGGCACUACGGUGGGAGCCAACAUGGAUCUCACGACGGCUGGGGUUGGGACGCCUACAUCGAGCAUGAGAAACACAAGCUCAAGUAUGAGAUUUUGAAACUCAAGGCCAAGAAGAAGAUUGCCAUUUUGCAAAACAAAGUCGAACUUAAGAAGCUGCUCAGUAUGUUGCUCCAGAAGAAGAUCCAGGCUUUGGAGUGGUGGCGUUAGUUGAUAACUUGCUAGUUUUAAGGGUGCAGAUUGUCAGAUGCAUGGCGAUGGUUACAAACAUCUUUUCUGUGCAGUGAAACUAUUCCUAUCCUCUUGUUACACAAUGUUGAGUUUGAAUGUGACAUAAUUUGUUAGACGUUGUUGUUGUCAAUUUAAUAAUAUUAAUAAAACCAUGCUUUUAAAUAUUUUGAGA